UGACUUUACCGAAAAAACUAAGAAUAAGACGGUGGUCGUUAAUAAAUAAUGUCAGGAAGCAGUCCUUAGAGCCGCACGUGGCUCCGGAGCAGCAGGUUGGGAGCCCCUGAGCUAGACUGAUGAACCCAUUUAAUAUUCUCUGGGUCCCAUCAUCUCCCUCCCACUCGGUGACCUCCCUACUGCUUUCCCCCUAUCCCCCUACCCCUUCUUUCUCCGUAGCGCCUCCCUCAUUCCUUAAUCCCCUACUGAUGUUUAGCUCCCUCCUAUCACACCGGGCCCAGGAUACCUCCACCCCUCCCUUUGCGUCUCCCCGCCCCUCAGUCAUAUGACAGCCCUGUGCUGCCAAGCCUGCCUGCGUUGGUGUGCACAGGCUAUAAUUAGCUCGUGCUUUUCUUUUCUGGUUCCACCCCCAGCUCCCUCCCUCUCGUGGGGAGGCUUUCCAAGCGCAUGCGCUGGCCCUGUGACCCUGCAUGCGAAUGACUCCGCAAUCGAGUGGCGUCACGGCACAGAAUGUGCUGUGUGCACACGCGCGCACACGCACGUAAGCCAGCUCACUCGUUUGCUCCCUCGUUCGCUCCCUCGUUCGCCUGCUCGCUCGUCGGCACUGCACAGUUCCCCUCCCUCGUGCCGUUCAUCAGGAGAUGUGUCUGUGCUCCACUAAAUGGGAAACGACUUUGAAAGCGGGAGAAAUGUGCCCGUGUGGCAGUGACGUGACCCGGCCUCCCCGACUGUCUCAUCGAUGGCCCACGUGCGAGUUUGAUGGGAGCCAGAUCCGGCUCGUGAUUUACCAGGACUGCGACCGCCGUGGCCGGCAGCAUCUGUUUGACUCCGACUCCGUGCGCAUCGUUGAUGAAGCCCCUCAGAAGAGCGAUGAGUCGCCGAGAGGCUUGGGCAGGUGCCGCUCAAACGGCGGGAGCUCGGGGAGCCUCAACUCCAAUUCCUCCUCCUCGCAGGCUCCGUCCAGCGGGGAGGCUCAACCCAAGUACCAGUACGUGCGCAUGGGCCCUGACGUGAAGAUGCUAGGAGAGAUGAUGUUCGGCUCCGUGGCCAUGAGCUACAAGGGAUCGACGCUCAAGAUCCACCACAUGCGGAGUCCUCCUCAGAUCAUGCUGAGUAAGGUGUUUACGGUGAACAUGGGAGGCACGGGCAGCCUCAGUGGCAGCAGCAGCAGCCUGCUGACUGACAGCUUCGAGUACACCCACGCGGGACUCACCUCCUCCCGCUCCUUCCCAGUGCUGAACUCCAGUGCCGUCAUACGGGAAAAAACCCGAGUAGGACUCCUCUCCUUGUGCUGCCGUAGGCAGGCUGGUUCAAUGCAAGGGCUGGACGCUAUGCCGUUCGGCUUAGUGCGGAGUGCCUCUUUCUUCGCAGCGUACAGCUCUCCUCUCGACAUGCCGAGCCGCGGCAAGAACGAGGACAGUGACAGUGGCAUCGCCCGCUCUGCGUCUCUCACCAGCCUGCUGCUGGCAGCUCUGCCGUCUCCCAGCUCCUCUCUGCCCACUGGCGGCAGCUCCAACAGCCUGAGCCGGCGAUUCCAGCGCAGCCAGAACACCAGCCUGGACCAUGGCGUCUUCCCGCGCCGGUCUGGCGAGGAAGGCUUCAGCUUGGCGGAAGGCUGCUGCAGCUCCAACCCGUCGUCCGUGCGGCGCAGGAAAAUCGCCAUCGGCAUCAUCUUCUGCCUGUCACCGUGCGCCGAGGACGAGGAGGCGCGCUUCCAGGAGUUCUUUUUCUCUCACUUCCCCCUCUUCGAGAGUCACAUGGACCGACUCAAGACGGCCAUAGAGCAGGCGAUGAUUACCUGCAGGAAGAUCCAGGACCCAAUGCAGAGAUCCCAGGUGUACGUGCAAAGAAUCAUGGAUGCUCUGAGCCGCUUCAGGAUGGCGGUGAGCGAUCUCUACACGCUGCCCCGCAUCCCGGAACCCGUGUGGCUCACCAUGACACUGCCCACAUCCGACAAGCCGCAGCUGUGUCGCCGAUUCAUGCGCGAACUGGCCGCCCUCUCUGAGCAAGCCAGCAAGAACCAGUUCUUGCCAGCGCUGCUGUCGGCUGUGCUGACGCACCACCUGGCGUGGGUGCCCACGGUGAUCCCCAGCGGGCACCCUCCGCUGCACACGUUCGCGCAGAAGCACUCGUCCACGAGCCUGGACAUGCUGGCGCGAUCGCACCCCUACAACCCGCUGUGGGCGCAGCUCGGCGAUCUAUACGGUGCGCUGGGUAGCCCCGUGAAGCUGACGCGCACGGUGGUGGUGGGCCACUGCGAGGAGUUGGUGCAGCGCCUGCUCUACGUGCUCACCUACUUCGUGCGCUGCUCCGAGAUCCAGGAGAGCCUCCUCGAGUGGGAGGGCGGCGGCACCGCCUGCAUCACCACCAGCCUGGAGCGGGGGGAGGUGGAGGACUCCGAGUACGUCGUCGUCACGCUGCAGCCCUCCUCCUCCUCGUCGCGGUCCUACGCUCCCGCCGGCGCCGCUUCCCUUUCCGCCGCUCCUGCUGCCGCGACCAAGAAACCUUCGUCUAAGACGUCUGGAGCCGAAGGGGCAGCGUCGCCAUCCGCUGGCACUGAGGAGAGAACUUUUCCAGACACCGGUUGCCCGAGAGGCGACGUGGACAGCUGCGGCUGUGAACUCGGCGCUGCGGUGGAUGCCGAGGAGGCCCCCAGCGUUCCCGCCACCGCUGCCGCCCCUGUACCACCCGAGCCGCCGCAGCAGCCGGCAUCUCCGGGCAGCCCGAGCGGCGCGGGCGCAGUGCAGCUGUGCCGCGACGUCGGGGACGUCCGCAUAGACACGCGGCGUGAGGUUCUGAUGUGCGUGACUCGCUCGGCCUCCGGGGAGCUGAUUCUUCCCGCCAAGGAGAUGGCGGAGGCGGAAUUUGAGCGAUUCGGCUUCGCCGUGCCGCAGGGCGAGAAGGGCGAGCAGCGUGCCGAGUCGGCGCUGCGGCGCACCUCCUGCUCCGACAAGCUGCACACGGACGCCAUCGCCUUCUCAGCCGGCGCCAGCCCGCAGGGCAGUCGCAAGGUCAAGUUCCUCAUCGGCUGUUCCUUCUCGCCGGACUCGGACACGGAGGCACGCGGCAAGCAGUUCUCCAAAACCUUCAGGACGUUUGAGGGCGACGGGCGUGCCCCGAGCCCGCGCGGGACUCCGCUUUCUGAGCCCAAGCCGGCACCUCGGACUCAGCUGGCGGCUCCGAGUCAAGCGGAGCGCGCGGAGGUUAAGCCGGGCCGGCCGGUUGGCCCCCCCAAGGGCCGCGCCCUGCGCAGGCUGCCGUCCUGCGGGGGCAGCAGCAGCAGCAGCAGCAGCCUCUUCGAUGAAUACUUCGACGAAAAGAACGUGAUCGAGACCAAAACCAUCGACGACAUCCCCGCCGAGAUGCGCUUCCGAAGUAGUGGGCGCCCGGCGCUUUCAUCUCCGGUCGCAAUGGCGCGGGCGGGAAGCCCCACAGAAGGCGCUGGUGAAGUCUCAGCCCUCUCCACGAGGCAAAACAUCCCCGAAGUGGAGGAGGAGGUGGAGGAGGAGAAAGAGGAAGAAGAUGAAGAAUGCGAGGUGGAGGCGGUUCGUCCUGCCUCCGUUAGCGGGUCGUCACGCCAGGACGCUGCGCGCGUCCGGCGCCCGUCGGUGUUCACCAUUGGGAGCCCCCAGCUCUCGGACUGCUGCGUGCCGGACUCGGUGGCAAGCGGCCGCGCCGCCGCCGGGCAACCUGGCCGGAAGGGCAAGAAGAAGGCGGCGGCAUUCCGCGAGGAGGGGGACAUCCCACGCAACGAGAGCUCGGACAGCGCACUGGGCGACAGCGACAGCGAGGAGGGCUGCCCGGAGCCGCGCCGGCUCCACACCUGCCCGGAGGAGGUGGAGCUCCCCAUGCCCAGAUCGGACUUGGUGGAGGUGGCCCCGUGCGGACGCGGCAUGAGCAACUAUGGGCGCUCGCUGGUCGGCGGCUACUGCCCGCGCUACGUGCCCGACCUCGUGCUGCACGGCAUCCCCGGGGACGAGGGCCUGCGGGACCGCAUCGCCGACGACCUGGCGCACACCGCACAGCACCCAGUGUUGGACGAGCCAAUAGCCGAGGCCGUUUGCAUCUUGGCCGACACGGAGCGCUGGUCGGUACAGCUCCUCUCCAGCUCGCAGCAGCCGCGGCGUGGUGGCGGCGGAGUGGGAUCGACCAACGAGGGGGGCCGCCCCCCCACGGAAGCGCUCGUGUCGAGCCUAGUCGCGCAGAUCCUGAGCUCCACGCUGCAGCUGUGGCGCUUGCACAUGCCGGCCGACUUCUGUGUAAUGCACUUGGAAGACCGGCUGCAGGAGCUGUACUCCAAGAGCAAGGUUCUGGCAGAGUAUCUGCGUGGGCAGACACGAGUCCACGUCAAGGAGCUGAGUGCUGUGCUGGGGAUUGAAGCGAACGAUCUGCCACUGCUUGCGGCCAUCGCCAGCACACACUCGCCGCAUGUAGCCCAAAUCCUGCUGUGAGCACCGCCGGUCUCCCAAGCCGCGUCUCGAGCCCCUAACAGGGCGCUGCCAUUCCCGUUCCAGAAUGGCCCCAGCGUGUUCUGCAUGCUGAGAAACCCAGCUGCAAGUUGAUGUGCGGCAGUUAUUUUCUCUGCGCCACCAGAACUUCCAGCGUCCUCCAACGGAUUGCUUGCUGACAUUCGAGGUUUUCGGAACGCCCCGGGGGGCUUUUCCCGUUCUCACAAAUGCACGAGGUGGACUCACAAGGACGUUCAUUGGAGCAGCCUCAAGAUCUAGUAGCAGGGUUUCAUUGACUGCCUUCAUUUUUAGCACAAAGAACGGGGCCUUGCGGAACAAUUGUUAUGAACAAAACAAGAUCUGUGUGCAAGAUUGCCGUGUGAUCUUGCAACUCAGAAGACCUCCGUGACUGUUCAGACUAACGCUGUGACUGUUCAAACAAACGCUACGCUUUCGGAUCUUCAGCAAGAAAGAUACCAUCCUUCGUUUGCACAAAUUUCAGCUGGCACGCUAUGACAAAUUCGGAAGUUGCUUUUGGGAGUGCCUAACGGUCUUGGCAGAUUUGUGUGGGCUUUU
Molecule: messenger RNA, 5024 nt
Organism: Petromyzon marinus (sea lamprey)
Lineage: Eukaryota; Metazoa; Chordata; Hyperoartia; Petromyzontiformes; Petromyzontidae
Product: folliculin-interacting protein 2-like
Cellular component (GO): cytoplasm
Molecular function (GO): protein-folding chaperone binding; ATPase inhibitor activity
Source: RefSeq, a predicted model, not a curated record